Bactrocera tryoni is the source of this 1656-nucleotide messenger RNA. RefSeq names its product glycine-rich cell wall structural protein-like. Lineage: Eukaryota; Metazoa; Arthropoda; Insecta; Diptera; Tephritidae. The coding region runs from base 63 to 1484 and encodes 473 amino acids. The record is from RefSeq and is a predicted model, not a curated record. The transcript is spliced from 3 exons.
CUCAGUUCAAGUCAACGGAUGCAGAUUUAGUGCGAAGAAAAUCAAUUGAAUAGAAAGCCAAGAUGAGGACGGCAACGGUUCUUUCCUUAGCCGCAAUUACAUUGUUGUGCAUUGCUCAAAGUAGAGCCAGCAUUGUACCCUUGACGGGUGUGAAUCAACUACCUUUGGUGCUUUCUGUACCAACUGUGGUGACUGUAGUUCGAACAGAAGAUGAUGGACAAUACAAACCAGUGCCCGGUUUGGAGGGCGAAUAUGUGCCAAGCAUCGAGGAUGCAGGUAUAACUAACGUCAUAACUACAGGAGUAUUGGCUGGCGGUGUUGUUGGAGGACCUUUGGUCAGCUCUCCAGGUGCUCUGCUCACCGUUGGUGGACCUGUAAGUGUUGCUGGACCUGUAAGUGUUGCUGGACCUGUAAGUGUUGCUAGUACUGUCAAUAUUGCUGGUGGUGAAGGUGCAGCAGUUGCAGAAGCAGUGAUUAGUUCAGCAGCUGUUGGCGGUGGCGGUGAAGGGGCUGGCGUUGCAGUUAGCUCUGGCAGUAAUGGAUCCAGUGACGGCUCAAAUGGAAGCGCUGUAGUUGUCGGAGCAGAUGCUGCAGAAGGCGUAGUUGGUUCUGCUGGUGUGGAAAGUAUUGCCGCCGGUGGUGUAGAUUCUGGAAAUGGCAGUGGUGGAGCUGGAGCCCUAGGUGUCGAAGCUGCUGCAGGUAGCGCUAUUGGAAUUGGAGGACUAAGUGUGGAAGCUGCUGCUGGCAGUGCCAUCGCAGCCGAAGGACUAGCUGCCUCAGUAGCAGGUGCUGGUAGCGCUAUUGAAGUUGGAGGACUAGGUGGCUCAGGUGGCGCUGGCGCAAUUGCAGUCGAUGAGUUAAGUGAUGAAGGUGCUGCUGUUAGCGCUAUUGGAGUUGGAGGACUAGGUGGCGCAGGUGGAGGUGCUGGUGGCGCUAUUGGAGUGGAAGGAUUAGGUGGCGAAGGUGGUGCUGGUGGCGUUAGUGGUGCUGGAAACGUAGUCUUGGGUGGAUCUGGACCUUAUCUUAUUGUUAGCAGUGCAUCUGGCGGUGGUGGUGGUGGAGGUGGUGCCGGAGGUCUUAUUGGUGCUGGAGGUGGUGGUGGUGGAGGCGGUGCUAGCGGAAUUGGUGGAGCUGGUGGCGGUGGUGGUGCCGCUGGAGCCAGCGUUAUUCAUGGUAUUGGUGGCGGUGGUGGUGCUGGAGGGGCUGGCGGUAUUGGUGGUGCCGGUGGCGGCGGUGCCGGUGGCGGCGGUGGUGGAGGUGGAGGCGGUAGUGGACAUGGCGGAGCAGGAGGUGGCGGUGCCGGCGGCGCAGCUGGUAUCGGAGGCGCUGCUGGGGGUGGUGGCGGUGGUGGUGCUGGUGCUGCCACUGGCAUUGAUGGCCGCGCUGGUAGCUCGGGUGCAAGUGGUGCAGACGCUUGGGGUGGUGGCGCGGGUGGUGCUGGUGGUCUUGGUGCACCCGCUUUACCUUGGCUAAAUCUUCAUUAAGAAAGUUACUUCCUAAAGCAAGUCUCUUUAUAAUGCUCAAAGUAAUGGAAAUGUGAUGUGUAAUCUAAUAUAUUAUAUUUUUAACUUGACAUCAACUACACUAGUUUAAGUCUAGUCGUCAUUUUGUACUUGCAAGUGAAUAAAAAGAUUUCACAAUAAAAUUGUAACUAAA